Acaulospora morrowiae is the source of this 760-nucleotide messenger RNA. The record is from the annotation of a GenBank genome assembly. NCBI's taxonomy places the organism in Eukaryota, Fungi, Glomeromycota, Glomeromycetes, Diversisporales, Acaulosporaceae.
AACCAGAAUUCGACCGUUUAAAAAGAUUCUACCCAAAGAAUUGAGGGAAGAAAUAAAAGAUUAUUUCUUUGCCAAUAUUGCACCCAAACGUUUUAUCAGACUUCCACCACGAACAGAACAGUCAACCGCGUACAGUUCUAAAUUAAUCAGUAUAAAUCAUUUUUGCCAGAUUGCGGCAUGGUUGGACAACGUGAUCGACGCGGAUGCAUACACACCAGACGAUAUGCCAUACACUUUUCACCUCCUUUUACGUGGUAGUCGAGAUGGGACGAACGAUUCACAUAAAUUUCAUGAGCGAUGUGACAACCAAGGUCCGACAAUCGUAAUUAUAGAACUUGCUAACUCGAGUCGAGUGCUUGGCGGGUAUAAUCCAAUUGACUGGAAAAGUGAAGGGGGUUGGGGAGAGACAUCAAAAGGUUUUCUAUUCUCGAUGGAUAAAUAUGAUUACAACGCGGAGUCUAACAUUCUUUCUCGUAUCAAGACAAAUAAGGCCGCUAUUUGGAAUGCUAUGAAAAAUCCAAGCUUUAGUCAUGAUCUGCAAUGGUUUUCUGGAAAGUGCAUACAAAAAUCCUAUGAAAAGUCGAUUUUUGAUCGGGAAUCGUUUUCACUUACUGAUUACGAAGUGUUCAAAGUCGUUAAAAGGGAAAUUAACAAGAAUGAUAGCAAAAGGCCAUCGACACCGGAAGAUGACGUCACGGACGGAUUUUCGGAUAGUGGAGAUUCGAACAAGCGUUUCAAAUCGGAUGACACGAUUUAUUAG